Messenger RNA from Dibothriocephalus latus, 438 nucleotides. NCBI's taxonomy places the organism in Eukaryota, Metazoa, Platyhelminthes, Cestoda, Diphyllobothriidea, Diphyllobothriidae. The record is from the annotation of a GenBank genome assembly.
CACUUCAAGGACCAUCCAGUCACCAUGCAUCCGACUUCAAUCGCCCUGAUUAUGAUCUCAACCUCAUGCCUCAUUUUGGCCUUCAAAGCCUACUGCAUUGGCAUGGUCUGGGAUUGUCAUCGGUACCUCCUAUUAAGCAACAGGCUUGGUCCCCUUCGAGGUGCUAAUGCGCGCAGACUGCCCUUCUUCUGGAGUGCUGUUUUCCGCAGAGGUUAUCCUUCCACGGAGGACAUUGAUGUCGACCUAGAGACUAAUCCUCAGGAUGCCCCCGGCGCCUUCGCCGCACCCCUGCCCACAGAACCACUGGCAGAGUCUGCUCUCCCCAAAUAUGAGGAGGCUUUGAACACGCCCGCUAAUGCCUACGCUCCACCGCCCUACUUCCCGAAUCCGAGCAAGGAGACGGAGGCGGAGGCAACACCGGAAAAGUCGCAGAAAUGA